Mesocricetus auratus (golden hamster) is the source of this 4128-nucleotide messenger RNA. It is a transcript of the gene Tlr3, whose product is annotated as toll like receptor 3. Gene Ontology annotation, molecular function: transmembrane signaling receptor activity; protein binding. The transcript is spliced from 6 exons. Bases 400 to 3117 code for a protein of 905 amino acids. Gene Ontology annotation, cellular component: membrane. Gene Ontology annotation, biological process: inflammatory response; toll-like receptor signaling pathway; immune response. NCBI's taxonomy places the organism in Eukaryota, Metazoa, Chordata, Mammalia, Rodentia, Cricetidae. The record is from RefSeq and is a predicted model, not a curated record.
GACCACACACUACUUAAAUCUUACAGGUUUGCAAGGAUCUGCCGCCCACUCACUGCAGAGGGCUUGGCUCUGAAGUCCUGAACUCAUUAACUCCAGAGUUCCACCCACAGGCAGCAGCGGGUUCCUCCCCUUAAACUUUCUCCCUCAAGUUCAGUUCAGGACCAUUGCAAUGAAUUCCAGGAGGUCAUUAAAAAGAAACCAAAAAGUUUCACUUUCAGAUUUGAAGGAAAUGUCUGAUUUAAAAAAAAAGUGAUAGCUAAGGUGAUGCAAGAACUCUGGCUGAAUAAAAUCAGAACAUCCUUGGCUUUUAACGUUAAUCCACCUAUGUCCCAUCUGGGGAGUGAGACUGUGUCAGAAUCACACAGCAAAAGAAGGUAGAAGGCGAUACAGGGCAGAAUCAUGAAAGGGUGUCCAUCCUAUCUGAUAUACUCCUUCGGGGGACUUUUGUCCCUAUGGAUUCUUUGUGUAGCUUCCACAAACCAAUGUACGGUGAGACAUGAGGUAGCUGACUGCAGCCAUUUGAAGCUGACACACAUACCUGACAACCUUCCUGCUAAUAUAACAGCGUUGAAUCUUAGCCACAACCAACUCAGAGGCUUACCAUCUACCAAUUUUACAAGAUACAGCCAACUUACUAUCUUGGAUGCAGGGUUUAACUCCAUUUCAAAACUGGAGCCAGAACUGUGCCAAACACUCCCAUCAUUGAAAGUCUUGAAUCUCCAGCACAAUGAGCUAUCUCAGAUUUCAGACAAAACUUUCGUCUUCUGCAGGGACCUGAUAGAACUUUAUCUAAUGUCUAACUCAAUACACAAAAUUAAAAACAACCCUUUCAGAAGCCAGAAGAAUUUAAUUAAAUUAGAUCUUUCACAUAAUGGCUUAUCAUCUACAAAGCUGGGAACUGAGGUCCAACUGGAAAAUCUCCAGGAGCUCCUCUUAUCGAAAAAUAAAAUCUUUGCACUAAGAAGUGAAGAACUCGAUUUUCUUGGAAAUUCUUCUUUACAGAAAUUGGACUUGUCAUCCAAUUCACUUAAAGAGUUUUCUCCAGGGUGUUUUCAUGCAGUUGGAAAGUUAUCUACUCUCCUUUUGAACAACGCCCAACUAGACCUUCACCUCACAGAGAAGCUAUGCUGGGAACUUUCAAACACAAGCAUCCAGAAUCUCUCUCUGGCUAACAACCAGCUUCUUGCAACCAAAGAUACCACAUUCUCCGGACUGAAGCAGACAAAUCUCACCUCGCUUGAUCUUUCCUACAACAACCUGCGUGACAUUGGUAAUGAUUCCUUCUCUUGGCUCCCACACCUCAGGCACCUGUCUCUGGAGUACAAUAAUAUACAGUGUUUGUCUCGUCGUUCUUUAUACGGACUUUCCAACCUGAGGUUCCUGAAUUUGAAACGAGCAUUUACUAAACAAAGUAUUUCACUUGCUUCACACCCCAAAAUUGAUGAUUUCUCCUUUCAGUGGCUAAAAUAUUUGGAAUAUCUCAACAUGGACGAUAAUAAUAUUCCGGGUACAAAAAGCAAUACAUUCACGGGCUUGGUGAGCCUGAAGUACCUAAGUCUUUCGAAAACUUUCACAAGUUUGCAAACUUUAACAAAUGAGACAUUUUUGUCACUUGCUCAUUCUCCUCUGCUCACACUCAAUUUAACGAAAAAUCACAUCUCAAAGAUAGCAAGUGGUACUUUCUCUUGGUUGGGCCAACUCAGGAUACUUGAUCUUGGUCUUAAUGAAAUUGAGCAAGAACUCACCGGACAGGAAUGGAGAGGUCUGAGAAAUAUAUUUGAGAUCUACCUGUCCUAUAACAAAUACCUCCAACUGACUAGUAACUCCUUCGCUCUGGUUCCCAGUCUCCAAAGACUGAUGCUCAGGAGGGUGGCACUUAAAAAUUUGGAAGUCUCCCCUUCUCCUUUCCACCCUCUUCGUAACUUGACUAUUCUGGACUUAAGCAACAACAACAUAGCCAAUGUAAAUGAGGACUUGUUGGAGGGUCUUGAGAAUCUAGAAAUUCUGGAUUUUCAGCACAACAACUUAGCAAGGCUCUGGAAGCAUGCAAACCCUGGAGGUCCUGUUAAUUUCCUGAAGGGCCUAUCUCACCUCCACAUCCUGAACUUAGAGUCUAAUGGCUUUGACGAAAUCCCCGUGGAGGUGUUCAAGAACUUAUUUGAACUAAAGAGCAUCAAUCUAGGAUUGAAUAAUUUAAACAUACUUCUACCAUCUAUUUUUGAUGACCAGCUGUCUCUGAGGUCAUUGAACCUUCAGAAGAACCUCAUCACAUCAGUUGAGAAGGAUGUUUUUGGGCCAGCUUUCCAAAACCUGAGUAGUUUAGAUAUGCGCUUUAAUCCAUUUGACUGUACAUGUGAAAGCAUUGCCUGGUUCGUUAGCUGGAUUAACCAGACCCAUACUAACAUCUCUGAGCUAUCCACUCAUUACCUCUGCAACACUCCACCUCAAUACCAUGGCUUCCCAGUGAUGCUGUUUGAUACAUCAUCCUGUAAAGACAGCGCCCCCUUUGAGCUCCUUUUCAUGAUUAAUACCACUGUGCUCCUGGUUUUUAUACUUAUGUCAUUGCUCAUUCACUUUGAGGGUUGGAGGAUAUCUUUUUACUGGAAUGUUUCAGUUCAUCGGGUUCUUGGCUUCAAGGAAAUCGAAGCACAGCCUGAACAAUUUGAAUAUACAGCAUACAUAAUUCAUGCCCAUAAAGAUAGUGACUGGGUUUGGAAACACUUCUCCCCCUUGGAAGAACAAGACCAAUCUCUCAAAUUUUGCCUAGAAGAAAGGGACUUUGAAGCAGGUGUCCUUGGACUUGAGGCAAUCGUCAAUAGCAUAAAAAGAAGCAGAAAAAUUAUUUUUGUUAUAACAUACCAUCUGUUAAAAGACCCUCUGUGCAGAAGAUUCAAGGUACACCAUGCAGUUCAGCAAGCUAUUGAGAAAAAUCUGGAUUCAAUUAUAUUGAUUUUUCUUCAGGAUAUUCCAGAUUAUAAACUAAACCAUGCACUCUGUUUACGAAGAGGAAUGUUUAAAUCUCGUUGCAUCUUGAACUGGCCAGUUCAGAAAGAACGGAUAAAUGCCUUUCAUCAUAAAUUGCAAGUGGCACUUGGGUCACGAAAUUCAGCACAUUAAAAUUAUUUGGAGAUUAAAUUGAUAGAUAGAUCCAAUUUAUAAAGGCCUAUCAUAAAUCUGAGUUUUACUUGAAAGUUUCAUGUUUAUUUAUAUGUAUAAAUGAUGAUAUUGUAUCAUAAUUGAAUCUCAUGUUUUAAAGUAUUUUUUAUUUCAGGCCUCUCAUCAACAGUUGGUUUAUUCAUUCAUUCCAAAUAAAUACUUGAACAGUUAAAAGCAUCCUCUAUUUUUUGAGUUCGCAGUUGAUAUUUGAGGUAUAUCACAGCUUCAAAGGGGUUUUAAAAUAGUCUUUACUAAAACCGAGAAUUUUAUAGGUAUAAUUUUUUAAGAUGGAGUUUUCCUGUGUAACCCAGGCUGCCCUGGAAAUUACUAUGCUAAAAUCUGAUCUUGAAGACAUGAAAUCACAGAAAUAUGCCCGUCUCAGUCUCCAGAGCGAUGUUUUUAAAGGUGUGUGCCACUACACUCAGCUACAUGAGAUUUUAUAAUACUCACAUUUGGAAACAUUUAUAGAAGGAAAGAUAUCUGAUUUUAUGAUACAAGCCUACUUCAAUGCUAACAGAGUAAAAUAUUAAGAGUUUUUUUUAUUUGGAAGCUUUGUGUUUUAUUUUGAUGUUGGUUUUGAGAACUGUUAGGUAGUUUUUAAACCUGCAUACCCAAGAGAAGAAUAUUUUCAUAAUCUUCACAGUGUAACAGGCCCCUAGACCGUAACACAGCUGACCCCAUGGUGGAGGUACUAUUUAGGUCAUACAACUCAGUAUGAAGAUAGCACCAUCAGCCAAGAUGAAAAUGAAGGCCAAGUUCAUCAGUCCAUAGUUCUGGGAAGUCUCUAAAUGUACUCACCUUGCUUUUUGGCUUCUGUAGUUCUGCUUCUGGCUAACCAUUCUUCUUAAGUGAAGUAUGUCAACACAGACUAAGUUCUUUGUGCUUAAAAGCUCACUCUGAGAAAGACUCUGGGAUAUCUACUCUGUAAUCACAAACACUGGCUGGCUAAUAAAGACUUCCUAUUGGCUUAAA